Coturnix japonica (Japanese quail) is the source of this 1768-nucleotide messenger RNA. RefSeq names its product farnesyltransferase, CAAX box, subunit alpha (gene FNTA). Gene Ontology annotation, molecular function: CAAX-protein geranylgeranyltransferase activity; protein farnesyltransferase activity. The record is from RefSeq and is a predicted model, not a curated record. NCBI's taxonomy places the organism in Eukaryota, Metazoa, Chordata, Aves, Galliformes, Phasianidae. Gene Ontology annotation, cellular component: cytoplasm; protein farnesyltransferase complex; CAAX-protein geranylgeranyltransferase complex. Gene Ontology annotation, biological process: protein farnesylation; protein geranylgeranylation.
UAUCAACCAAACGGCUCCGGGCACAAUUCCCUCCCGCCUUUCUCACCCCGUCACUCCGUUUACCCCCCGCAGCACCAGUGGGCGCUCUCACGUUGCCGUCGGCGCUCCGCCCUCCGCUCUCUCUCCUCUUCCGUCAGACCGCGGAAGCGGCAGCUGUACGGCGCCAUGGCGUCGGAGGGUAAGGAGGCGGCCGAGCUGCAAGCGGAGGCUGGUAGCGGCGUCGAGGCGGAGAGCGGCUUUGGGCAGCUGCUGGAGGAGGAAGAGGAGGAUGGCGGCUACGUGCUGUACAGGGACAGAAAAGAAUGGGCUGACAUUGAACCCGUUCCUCAAAAUGAUGGCCCAAAUCCUGUGGUUCAGAUCAUCUACAGUGAAAAAUUUCGGGAUGUCUAUGAUUACUUUCGGGCUGUUCUACAGAAGGAUGAGAGAAGUGAAAGAGCUUUUAAGCUAACAGCAGAUGCCAUUGAAUUAAAUGCUGCAAACUAUACAGUAUGGCACUUCCGGAGGGUCCUCCUGCAGUCCUUGGGAAAGGAUCUCUAUGAGGAGCUUAAAUAUAUUACAGCAAUCAUUGAAGAUCAGCCAAAGAACUACCAAGUCUGGCAUCACAGACGAGUGUUGGUGGAGUGGCUGCAGGAUCCAUCCCAAGAGCUUGAGUUCAUAGCUGACAUUCUUAACCAGGAUGCCAAAAAUUACCAUGCUUGGCAACACAGACAGUGGGUUAUUCAGGAGUUCAAGUUAUGGGACGAUGAACUGGAAUACGUAGACCAGCUUCUAAGGGAGGAUGUGAGAAAUAACUCUGUUUGGAACCAAAGAUAUUUUGUAAUUUUCAACACCACCGGCUAUGAUGAUCCAGCAGUGCUAGACAGAGAAGUCCAAUACACUCUUGAAAUGAUCACAGCUGUACCUCAUAAUGAGAGUGCUUGGAACUAUUUAAAAGGGAUUCUGCAGGAUCGUGGUCUUUCUAAGUAUCCAAAUCUGCUAGAUCAGCUGCUGAGUUUACAGCCCAGCCACAGUUCACCCUAUCUGAUUGCCUUUCUUGUGGACAUAUAUGAAGAUAUGCUUGAAAACCAGUGUGAAAACAAGGAAGAAACAUUAAGCAAGGCAUUAGAGCUGUGUGAAAUCCUGGCUAAAGAAAAAGACACUAUCCGGAAGGAGUACUGGAGAUACAUCGGGAGGUCUCUUAAGAACAAGCACAGUUCUAACACUGAACAGAGCACAGUGACAGACAAGCAGCAGUAACUGAACUUGGAAGAAAUAAUGUUAAGCUCUCAAGCUGUUGUAGAAGAGUACUCAGUAGGGGAUGUCAACUGUUGUAAAAUGCAUCGUAGUAUUCCUCUGGUGAAAGAAGUGUUGCUGCAAUCAAAGAGGAGUGCAGAGUGCUGCAUAGUUUCUUGAGUUGCCUCUAUGACUGGUGAUAUCUCUAGAUGUAGGGGAAAAAAAAUUAAAGCUUAAUUUAAACAUACCAACUAGAGGAUUUAUUUCAUAACAGCAAAUACAUAAAGGUAUACUUGCUAUUUAUAAAUCACUAAACCAAUUUCUCACACCUACUUUGAAUUGUUUCUAACAAUCAUGUUAGAUGCUGCAGUAAUUACUGCAAUUAAUGCUACGCAUAGGGGAUAUAAAGUAACCUACUUCAGAUUAAUGCAAGUAGGUGCAGAAGCUGUUUCUCUUAUGUGAGAGCAGCUAUGCAGCACUGGCAGCAUGUACUGUUGUUUGCAAUUAAUGCUAACUGUCAUUUUGUAAUAAAAGCAGUUAAAGCACCUGUCUGAAA